Messenger RNA from Arvicola amphibius (Eurasian water vole), 1731 nucleotides. RefSeq names its product histone H1.3. Gene Ontology annotation, biological process: chromosome condensation; negative regulation of DNA recombination; nucleosome assembly. The coding region runs from base 41 to 595 and encodes 184 amino acids. Gene Ontology annotation, molecular function: structural constituent of chromatin; nucleosomal DNA binding; double-stranded DNA binding. Gene Ontology annotation, cellular component: nucleus; nucleosome. The record is from RefSeq and is a predicted model, not a curated record. The transcript is spliced from 3 exons. NCBI's taxonomy places the organism in Eukaryota, Metazoa, Chordata, Mammalia, Rodentia, Cricetidae.
UUUGCUCUUACUUUUUGCUUUUCUAGCAAAGGCACUAAAUAUGUCUGAGACCGCUCCUGCAGCGCCUGCUGCCCCCGCACCUGUGGAGAAGACACCUGUGAAGAAGAAGGCGAAGAAGACCGGCGCCGCCGCGGGGAAGCGCAAGGCGUCCGGACCCCCGGUGUCCGAGCUCAUCACCAAGGCCGUGGCCGCCUCCAAGGAGCGCAGCGGCGUGUCCCUGGCCGCGCUCAAGAAGGCGCUGGCGGCCGCCGGCUACGAUGUGGAGAAGAACAACAGCCGCAUCAAGCUGGGGCUCAAGAGCCUGGUGAGCAAGGGCACCCUGGUGCAGACCAAGGGCACCGGCGCCUCCGGCUCCUUCAAGCUCAACAAGAAGGCGGCUUCCGGCGAGUCCAAGCCCAAAGCCAAGAAGGCGGGUGCGGCCAAGGCUAAGAAGCCCGCGGGCGCAGCCAAGAAGCCCAAGAAGGCGACCGGUGCUGCCACGCCCAAGAAAGCCGCCAAGAAGACCCCGAAGAAGGCGAAGAAGCCCGCGGCUGCUGCAGGCGCGAAGAAAGUUGCCAAGAGCCCGAAAAAGCCAUUCGAAAUUGUGGACUGUUGAUCAAGUAUUCAGCGGGACAAGGCCCAGUGGAAAUGCCCGUGCCCCUGUUCAUAUUCUUUAAUCUACUGCUCAGGAGGCAGAGCUACCUAGGUGCCAUCCAAAUGACAUACUCAGGAGGAAUGUCUCGGGCUUUUGGUGUUUUUGAACACCUGCUCCUGCUACAGAGGGGAGAGAAGCGCACUACCACGCACCACUGUGUAGAAAUACGGUCGGAGGGAAUGCGUAUUUAUGACUUGCUUCUGGUGUGCUAUGUAAAGAAACCCGGCAAGGCCUCUUCCUCACUCUCUUUGCUUCCGUGUGGCAGCCUUCUUUCUGGGGCUGGGCAGAACUUCAAUAACGGAUGAUGCUGUGUUGUGAUCGACUUUGGAAAACAAGGUUUGCGGAUUUUUAAAUUUAGCAUCAUCAUCGUUAUUAGUAUUGUUAGCUGCAAGAUUAAAAGGUUGGUGAGGAUGACUUUUAGUAAUUAUUGCUUACUUUGAGAAAACUAGCUCUGGUUUUCCUACACUGGGGAAGGUAGAUCCUUUUUCUAACUCUUGUCUUGGGAAGAGGUAGAGAGGAGAACCGCAGGUAAGAACUUUUAUUUCUGAAGCUUAUACUUAACUCAUUGUAUCACUUUGCUUUAAAAAAUUUUGUUCUUAUUUUGAGACAGGGUCUCACUAUGUAUCCCAGACUUGCCUGUAUGUGUCACCUGAUAUAGACUAGGCUGACUCAUAGAGAUUGUCUUGCCUUUGCUUACCAGUCCUGGGGUUUAAAGGUGUGUUCCACCAUGACAAAGCCCAGUUUUGAGUUUCUGAGACAGGUCUUUGUUACUUAUCCCAUGCUAGUCUAAACUCAUUAUACAGCUAAGGAUAACUGUGCAUUUUUAUCCUCCCUCCAUUUCUCAGGUUCUGGGAUUACAGGUAUCUUCCAUUUUGCACAUCUUCGGACACUUUAAUUUGGGCGUAUUUAAAAAAAAAAAAUGCCUGCAAUCCUGAAGUGACUCUACAACAUUACGUAUUUCUUGGCGAAUGUCCCACAGAUGGUCAUCUUUUGGAUAAGUAUCAGAUCGUAUGCACUGAUGUGUGCACCGAGCAACAGCCUAGAUAUGGUUAUUAGUUUUACACGUUUCAAUGUGUUAGUGGGAGGAAAUAUUUAGA